Messenger RNA from Passer montanus (Eurasian tree sparrow), 749 nucleotides. RefSeq names its product ADP ribosylation factor 3 (gene ARF3). Gene Ontology annotation, biological process: intracellular protein transport; vesicle-mediated transport. The coding region runs from base 60 to 605 and encodes 181 amino acids. Gene Ontology annotation, cellular component: cytoplasm; plasma membrane. The record is from RefSeq and is a predicted model, not a curated record. The transcript is spliced from 4 exons. NCBI's taxonomy places the organism in Eukaryota, Metazoa, Chordata, Aves, Passeriformes, Passeridae. Gene Ontology annotation, molecular function: GTPase activity; GTP binding.
CCCCCAGCCUGCCCCAUGCCCCCGCAGGAUCCGGCCUCAGAGCCAGCGCCGCCGUCACCAUGGGCAACAUCUUCGGGAACCUGCUGAAGAGCCUGAUUGGGAAGAAGGAGAUGCGGAUCCUGAUGGUGGGGCUGGACGCUGCUGGGAAGACCACCAUCCUCUACAAGCUCAAACUGGGGGAGAUCGUCACCACCAUCCCCACCAUCGGGUUCAACGUCGAGACAGUGGAGUACAAGAACAUCAGCUUCACCGUGUGGGACGUGGGUGGGCAGGACAAGAUCCGGCCCCUCUGGAGGCAUUACUUCCAAAACACCCAGGGGCUGAUCUUCGUGGUGGACAGCAACGACCGGGAGCGGGUGAACGAGGCGCGGGAGGAGCUGAUGCGGAUGCUGGCGGAGGAUGAGCUGAGGGACGCCGUGCUCCUCGUCUUCGCCAACAAGCAGGACCUGCCCAACGCCAUGAACGCAGCGGAGAUCACGGACAAGCUGGGGCUGCACUCCCUGCGCCACCGUAACUGGUACAUCCAGGCCACCUGUGCCACCAGCGGGGAUGGGCUCUACGAGGGCCUCGACUGGCUCGCCAACCAGCUCAAGAACAAGAAGUGAGGGGGGUCCCCCCCUGUGCCCCCCUGGGCCGUGCCAGGGCCCCCCCCGGCCGCCCCCUCCCUGCCCCGGUUGGGUUUUGCUUUCUUCUGGCACCGGUUGCUGUGGGGUUUUCUCGCCUUUUUUUGGGGUCCCCCUGGUUCCCCU